AUGUCCCAACCGCGCGAGUAUCCCGUCCUCCCCCCGCGAAAGCACCCUCGCCAAUCUCCCGGCGGACCGAUUAACCGUCUUGUCGUGCUGGACGACGAUCCAACAGGAACCCAAACCUGUCAUGACAUCUCCGUCCUAGCAGUCUGGGACAUCCCAACGCUGACCGCCGAAUUCCAAACCUCAAAACCAGGCUUCUUCAUCCUCACAAACUCGCGCGCCCUCCCACCAGAUGAAGCAGAGCAGCUCAUUCAUGAGAUCUGCACCAAUGUCGCUCAAGCCGCCAACGCAACGAAUCAAAAAGUCGACAUUGUUCUCCGCGGUGACAGCACUUUGCGCGGCCAUUUCCCUUUGGAACCUGACGUCGCGCAAAAGGUCUUUGGACCCGCGGACGCCCUAGUCCUUGCCCCAUUCUUCUUCCAGGGUGGUCGAUUCACAAUUGACGAUGUGCACUAUGUUGCCGAGGGUGAAAGUUUGGUACCUGCAGGAGCCACGCAGUUUGCUAAAGAUGCUACGUUUGGAUACAAGAGUUCCAAUCUAAGGGACUAUGUACUUGAAAAGGCACCUGGGAGAUUUAGCAAAGAUCAAUUGCACUCUGUCACAAUUGAUGACAUCAGGACAGGCGGGCCGCAGGCUGUUUGUGAAAAGUUACUUGCUACGCCAAAGGGUGGAGUGGUGAUCGCCAAUGCUGCCGCUGAGUCUGACAUGCAUGUCUUCGUUGCAGGGUUGUUGCUCGCUGAGUCGCAAGGUAAACAUUUCCUCUACCGCACCGGCGCUGCAUUCGUUUCAACUAGGCUGGGCAUUCGCUCCAAGGCGCCUAUUUCCGCAACUGAGCUCAAUUUGCCAUCACCUCGCCAGACAGGCGGGCUGAUUAUUGCCGGGUCCUAUGUUCCCAAAACCACCGCGCAGCUAAAAGUGCUGACGGAUCGACGGGGGGCCACCGGCCAACUGGCAAUCAUUGAGAUGAAAGUCGAUGAGCUGAUUGGGUCACCUGAAACUGCAUUGAAAGCUGUGCAGCGUGUCGUGGAUGAGACUGAGUCGUAUCUGCGGUCUGGGAAGGAUACGCUGGUCAUGACGAGUCGAAAGCUUGUUACUGGUGGUGAUGAGCUGUCGUCGCUCAAGAUUGGGACUGCUGUUGCUGAGGCACUGGUGAGUGUUUUGCGGCGCAUUGAGGUGCAGCCGCGAUUUAUCAUUGCUAAGGGCGGUAUCACUUCUUCGGAUGCUGCGACUAAAGGUUUGAACGUUAAGCGGGCUACGAUCGUAGGCCAGGCGGCGCCGGGUGUGCCUCUCUGGCGAUGCGAUGAGGAGACGAGUCGUCACCGUAGUGUACCCUUUGUUGUCUUCCCGGGUAAUGUCGGUGGAGAGGAGACACUUUGUCAAUUGGUAGAAGGCUGGAGCUAG
Molecule: messenger RNA, 1398 nt
Organism: Penicillium brevicompactum
Lineage: Eukaryota; Fungi; Ascomycota; Eurotiomycetes; Eurotiales; Aspergillaceae
Exons: 4
Coding region: 1-1398 (465 amino acids)
Source: RefSeq, a predicted model, not a curated record